CACCCGACAGAUGGCGUUGCGUUGCGACUCGCCUCCAGCGUCGUCUGUCGUCUGUCCACUCCGGUUCGCGUUCAAACACGUCGUCGCCACUUCUCUCAAGGUUGAGGUUACGGUUAGGCCACAACCUUGCGGCCGUUCUGCACGUCGCACAGCUGCGCUUCAGCAAAGGGUCGCCGCUCCUCAGUAAAGGAGGUGACUACAUACCCGCUACAAUGUCCACCAAGCAGCUGACCUUGCAGCAGCUCCCAGACGACGUCCUCGUCCUAAUGAUGCAGCACCUCGCCGUGGACGACCUGUUCGCCUGUCGGCUGGUGUGCAGGCGUCUCCGUGACCUCGCCCUGCACCCGGAGAUAUGGUCGCACCGACGGCUCGACGAGGACAAGCCCUGCGUGUGCGCGGUGCUGGGCCUGGCGCCGUGCCUGGACAGGGCCGUCUACAGCAAGAAGGUGCACACCCGAGCGUUCACCAUGACGAGGUGUGCCGUUAGACAUUUGACAUUGCGUGUUAGGCAGGGCACUGAAUGCGCACGGGCCUGUAUUGCGCUCCUCAGGCAGGAGGUGCUCGGCCGUCUCAAGAGCGUGCAACUACAUGUGUCUUAUUCACUCGAAGACGUUGCUCCGGUUGCACCCCUCGAAGAUGCCGACGCGUUAUUAGGGACCUUGGUGGCGUGUCGUGGCUUAGAGUCGCUUGACCUUACGGACAGUCUGCCCGAGCAGUAUGUCAUGCGCCCCGUUCUCCACGGGCCGUCGAGGUCCUCCCUCAAGUACUUUCGUUGCUACCUCUCGGAGGAGACUGCGACCUUCGUGAACACUGUGCUGGCCGGGCACGCAGCUACCCUACAGGAGGUUGACUUCGGCUGCCAAUACUUCGAAGAAGAGGGCACUUUUCAGCCGUUUGUUGGCUUGUCCGUACUAAGGAGGCUAACGUGCACGGUGUUUACUGGGAUGCAGGCUCUCGCCUCGUGCAAGAUGCUGACGGCCGUGUCCUUGUCCUUGUUUGAAGACUAUACCCCCGAAAGUGUCGUGCAAGGGGCUGUCGAAUUCCUCCGACUGCUAGCCGGCCAGCUGCGCACAGUUUCCCUUGAAUUUCAGUACGCCGAUGGCGACAAUGAACAUUUCGAUCGUCUUCUGAGAGCCCUGGCCUGCUCCGGAGAGUCCCUCGUGGAGCAGUUGACCAUCUUGACCAUACCCAUCGGCGCGCCGCUGCUCCGCGCGCUCCCGCGGCUGCCCGCCCUCCGGGUGCUGAGCGUGUUGAAGUCGCCUCUGGUCGACCCCGAGGACGACGAUUGCGUGGGCGACAUCCUGGCGGGCAUCACGCCGGCAACGGCGCCCAGCCUGCGCCGGCUCGAGCUGUCGACGUCGGACUUACAAGGCUGCCUCCACGAGUGGCUGCACCGGGACGCAGUGGGGCGGGUCCUCGCCGCCAACCCCUCGCUGCACGUUCACGUGUGGGGCACCCGUGGCUGCAGAGGAGGCGGGCCCUGCGAGGCCUGCGCGCUGGGCUGCCACCGAGAGGCGAUCAGGGACUUCAAGAAGGGGCGCCGGGUCGGCUUGUUCUCGCACGGCCCCGGGGAGUGCACGCACCCAGAGGACCACAUCACCGGCGACAAGUGGACCUGGAUACACUUUUACUGCAAUUCUGACUGAUCUCUGUAAAAUACAGCACGCAGGUUAUUUAGUUUAGCCUAUACUAUUUCUCAUAAAUGUCGAAGUGUGGUUUAAUAAAUGACUUUUCUUAA
This is a messenger RNA of Frankliniella occidentalis (western flower thrips), 1738 nucleotides long. RefSeq lists its product as uncharacterized. Bases 213 to 1646 code for a protein of 477 amino acids. The transcript is spliced from 2 exons. NCBI's taxonomy places the organism in Eukaryota, Metazoa, Arthropoda, Insecta, Thysanoptera, Thripidae. The record is from RefSeq and is a predicted model, not a curated record. Gene Ontology annotation, molecular function: protein binding.